Molecule: messenger RNA, 1929 nt
Organism: Aspergillus ibericus CBS 121593
Lineage: Eukaryota; Fungi; Ascomycota; Eurotiomycetes; Eurotiales; Aspergillaceae
Exons: 3
Coding region: 1-1929 (642 amino acids)
Source: RefSeq, a predicted model, not a curated record
AUGUCCCCUCAAUCCGUCGCCAUUCCGGCCGGCCCUUUACUGGCCGAAAUCCCCAAUUUGUGGAAAAAGCGAUUCGACAAGAGACAUCUGUCCACCAACCCGGUGAUCGCCACUCUCGAUAUCGAAUACAAUGAGCUGGUGCAGUCAUGGAAACGGUUCCAGGAUUACCUCCCGCCAGACGAUCUCGUCCGCUUCCACGAACGCCUACAGGGUCCCGAGGAUGUUUUGGAGGUCGUCAGCAACAUCGAGCCGGUUUGGACGUCCACGUCGGAACUGCGAGUGCUGCGGGAAUGCUGUGACGAGUUUCGAUCCACGUUGAGCUUACAUGGGGGGUUACUGACCGCCCUUCCGAAAAACGAAUUGUACGGCUCCAUCUUUUACAGCGUCCUGCAGUCUUUGCUCAAGGCAUCCGCCGGCUACCCGAGAAUCAUGGAAGGCUUGGUGAAGGCACUGGUUCAGAUCAACCGGUCCAUUGGUCCCCCAGCAAUGGGUGACACACUACCGCUUUCGAAAGACUCGGUCAACGCCAUUGCACGUUUCUAUACGCUUCUGUUUUUCUUCCUGGGCGAGCUGAUGGACUGGUAUGUGCGCAAGUCCAUCUGUCGGCUGCUCCAGAGCCCCAAGCACGACCUCUACCGCGAUUUUCAAAGCCUCGUGUGCCAUAUCCGACGCAGCGCAAGAGACAUGAUGUAUAGCCUGACUGAUGCCAUGGACCUGGACGACAGCUACUGUGAUCGGCUGUGUGACUUGAACGGUGAUUUCUAUCUUCAAAACUACGAGCAGGCCCGAUUAAGCCAAGUGGGUCUUCAGAAAAUGGACCGUCGGUUAGCGGCCCAGAAUGCCCUGACCCGUCAGUUGCUCUGGGAGAUCCAUCAGGAUGCGGCGGAGCGCAAGCGAUUGCUCAAGGAACGAGACCUGCUCCUGACGCAGCUGUUGGGCACUGUCAGUCUCCAGCUACAGUCCGUGAGCAAGCAAAACAGCGGGAUUGCCUGUUUGACCACCACCGCUUCACAGGACUUAGGUAGGGAAGCCAGGUUCACGUGGCCCGAACUGCUUGAGGAGCUGACCGUGCACGCAUUACAAGACACAGACAGGUUCAACCUGAUUGGAGAGGGGCACAAGCACAAGUACACCCGCAUGGAGCUGCAGUUGGCGUCUCGACAUCUCGAAGACUUUUUUGACUCGGCUGACCAAAACCCCGACCUCGACCCCGAUGUGCCGGUCAUUGCCGAAGAGAAUGUCAUGACCUCGUUGAACCAAUGGGCGACGGAUGCACACUCGCAAGUACUCGCCGUGGGGGGUCCCGCAUCGACGGUCUACCCCAGCCCGGUGCUUCUUGUCUCGACCUGCUACGCCAACGUUGCACGAAAAGCUCGGCUGCCCAUCAUCUCUCACUUCUGCAACCGCACCGAUGGAGGGACCGAGCUGACAUUCGAACAACACCUCAUCGCCCUGGCGUACAGUUUGAUUCGGCAGUUGAUCGAAUACCUGCCUCCGGUCGUCGAAAGCCAUGCUGGGUGCAACCUGAGCGCGGAGCGAUUCAAACCGCUCAACGGCACGCUCACAUCAUGGAAAGAGGUGCUCUCACUGAUUGAUAUACUGCUUCAUUUUGCCCCGCCGCUGUUGGUGUGCGUGAUCCACGGGCUGGAUAUCAUCCAGGACGCGUCGACAGAUCAGCAGAUCCGCUCGUUGGUCCGAAUCCUCCUGAUGCACACACGCCACCAGACGGUCUUGACGCCGACCGGGGGGCAGAGCCAGAGUGUGCUGCUGAAGAUCCUGUUCACCGUGGCGGGACGACCGAGCUCGCUGGUGGAGACCCUGUCGGAGAACGAGCUGAUUCUACGGGAGUCAAACGAGACGGAGACGGAGCUGGCGGCGACCGAGCCGGCGCUAAACCCCGACCUGGGGGCCGUGAUGAUGAAUGCAUAA